UCACACUGGCGUCAGAUGUUUUGCAGUAACAGCUGUUCGUUGGAGCUAGCAAACGAAUUUUUAACAAAAAUACAAAUAAGAAAAUGUUUAGCAGUAGUUUGUCCGAUUAUCAGUUCACAAAGCUAUUUAAAAAUGGAAAAUUCAGUUCAGUUUACAAAGCCAAUCAUACGAUCAACAAUCGUGUUAUUGUCAUCAAAAAGUUUACGCUCGAGGAGGAAAACGAUGAAGCAUUGAAGAAACUCUUUGCCGAAAUUUUAUGUUGUCGUCAGUUCAAUCAUCCAAAUAUCAAUAAAAUUCUGCACAGUUUUAUAUCGGACAUGGAUGUGUAUGUCCUGUAUCCCUAUAUGUGUUUCGGAACGUGCCAAAUUUUACUCGAUAGCAUUUUCAUCAACGGUUUGCCAGAAACAUUGAUUGCCCUGAUCUUUAAAGAUGUGCUCUCGGCUCUUAUGUAUAUUCACUCCAAUGACUUUGUUCAUGGUGCGGUAAGAGCACAUCACAUUCUACUGGACAGCCAGAGAGCAGUAUUAUCGAAUUUUCACGAAAGUCGCAGUUUCAUAAAGCAUGGAAAGAAGAAGAACGUGCUGCACGGUGUCUCUCAGAUGAAAAACUUAAACUGGGCGGCACCCGAAGUCCUUGAUCAAAAUAUCCAUGGAUUCACCGAGAAGUGUGACAUUUACUCCGUAGGCAUUACGGCGUGUGAGUUGGCCAACGGAAUUCAACCAUAUAUUGAGACACAGCCCACACUAAUGUAUACGGAAAAGAUACGAGGAAAUGUGCCUUCAUUGCUGGAUAGAUCGACUUAUACCAUGCUCCUCGAUGAUCAGGGAAAAAUGCCAUUUGAAAAUUCAACAAGACGACGAUCGUUUGAAGUGUACAGUCAACGUGUUCUAUCCGAAGAUUUCCAUCAGUUUGCAGAGAUCUGCCUGAAUCGCAAUGCUGAGAAUCGUUGGAGUGCCAAGAAGCUGAUGACACACGCCUUCUUCAAACAAUGUCGACACUCGAGCAUCUCGGAUCACAUCAAGAAAUGUCGCACCGAGUUGCAACACAAUUCGUCGCUGGACGAUGAAGUAAUAAUUGGACUUCAAGAUGAGCAGCAAACCGAAAGACGAGGCAACUCGGAUCAUGUUCAAUGGAAUUUUUAAUGUGUUCGUUGCGAUUUGUAAAAUGUCAUAGACAAAUAAGCAUAA
Molecule: messenger RNA, 1187 nt
Organism: Drosophila nasuta
Lineage: Eukaryota; Metazoa; Arthropoda; Insecta; Diptera; Drosophilidae
Gene: Stlk
Product: Ste20-like kinase
Exons: 1
Coding region: 84-1142 (352 amino acids)
Biological process (GO): activation of protein kinase activity; protein phosphorylation; protein export from nucleus
Cellular component (GO): serine/threonine protein kinase complex
Molecular function (GO): protein serine/threonine kinase activator activity; protein kinase activity; ATP binding
Source: RefSeq, a predicted model, not a curated record